UUCAAAAUAUAAUAAAAAACCAAGUAAAAGUUUGGAUUCUCUUAAAAAAGGUUAACCUCCUCCCCAGGCUGACCACGGUAGAACCUCAAUUAUGAGACCUAUAAACAUGUGGGCCCAUUUGAGAUUGCAUGGCCCAAUCCAGAUACACGGGCCCAACUCCCCUGCCAUGAACUUCGAACACAGUAUAAAUCAAGGUCAGAUCGCUAGGGUUUCAGUUCCUGCACUGGAUUAGCCCUUUUUGCUUACUGAAAAAGGCGUGAGGUCUUUUACUCAGUAGAUUAGACAUGGGCGCUCAAGAGAAGGAGAUGGAAGACGACAACCAUACCUCGAUCGCCGGAAACCGCCAAAUAAUUCCGAAGCCGGAGCCGUCGGACCCCAUGGGAACCCCGCUUCCGAUCAUCCAGAUCCCGCCGAAACGCACCAAGGAUCGCCACACGAAGGUUGAAGGAAGAGGAAGAAGAAUCCGCAUGCCGGCCGCCUGCGCGGCGCGGAUCUUUCAGCUAACACGCGAGCUCGGCCAUAAAUCCGACGGUGAAACCAUCCGUUGGCUUCUCCAGCAAGCAGAGCACGCCAUCUUCGCCGCGACGGGCACCGGAACCAUCCCCGCGAUCGCCACCAACGUCAAUGGAACCCUAAAGAUCCCCACGGAGGCACCCGCUGCCGCCAUCUCGGAGGAUGAAACUGGGAAGAAGAGGAGAAAACUGCAGCCGAUGAGAGGGUCCGACAGAGCGUUUAUCUCAUCCGGAGGGGCGAUGUCGAUUCCGGCGGGGUUGGCGCCGAUAACGCCGAUGUGGGCGAUUGCCGGCGGCGGUGCAGCGAUGAUUGCGCCGGGGGGUGUGUGGAUGGUACCGUCGAGUCAGAUGUGGGGUUUUCCGGCGGGGAGUGUGGUAGUCAGCGAUGGACAAGGGGGUUCGCCGACAAAGGGAGAGGGGAAGCAGGAGUUGCAGUUGAUGAGGGAGGCGGCGGAGGAGGAGCAGGAAGGAGGUGGGGAAGAAGAAGAAGGAAGUAGGGAACCCGCGUCUGAAAAAGUACCAGAUAAUCAGUGAUUUUAUUUAUUUAAUUUUUUUUUUUUGGGUGGCAUUUUUACUGAAAAGUACUAAUUAUCUUGUAAAAUUACAUCAGGGAGGUGGUCUAAUUUAGAACUUUAUGUAUUCUUGGAAUGGCUAACCGUAUAUUUGGUUUUUGUUCUGGAAAAAUCUUCGUUUAUUUUU
Phalaenopsis equestris is the source of this 1211-nucleotide messenger RNA. Its product is annotated as transcription factor PCF2-like. Gene Ontology annotation, molecular function: sequence-specific DNA binding; DNA-binding transcription factor activity. The coding region runs from base 285 to 1046 and encodes 253 amino acids. Lineage: Eukaryota; Viridiplantae; Streptophyta; Magnoliopsida; Asparagales; Orchidaceae. Gene Ontology annotation, cellular component: nucleus. The transcript has a single exon. The record is from RefSeq and is a predicted model, not a curated record.